Molecule: messenger RNA, 1325 nt
Organism: Zea mays
Lineage: Eukaryota; Viridiplantae; Streptophyta; Magnoliopsida; Poales; Poaceae
Product: calmodulin-binding transcription activator 4-like
Exons: 5
Coding region: 1-1302 (433 amino acids)
Biological process (GO): regulation of transcription by RNA polymerase II
Cellular component (GO): nucleus
Molecular function (GO): double-stranded DNA binding; transcription coregulator activity
Source: RefSeq, a predicted model, not a curated record
AUGGGCAGACAAAAGACAGCAGCGGGGGCGGAGUUGUGGCGCGGCGAGGAUCUCUGGUGCCCGCAUCAGGAAAUUGCAGGCUACUUGCGCAUCAGAGGUCGUGAGUCAGAGUGCAAGGAUCCUGAUUAUGACAGAAGCUAUGACAGUCUUCUUAGCCGUGCACUUUCGAAUAAAUCUGCAAUUUUGGAUCGUAUCAGAGAUGCAGUGUUUAAGAAACAAUCAGAUGUCGAGUAUCAGAAAAAUUCAGAAUACCAUCCACUAGAACGCCUGGACAGCAGUGAUUUACGCAUACAACUUGCUGCUGCUAAAAAGUUUCUUUUAGGACCAGAAGCCACCGUUGACUCACCAUCUUUGAACUCUAUGCUGAGAAAUAGAGCGAACUGUGUAACUGAUACCAUUUCAGCUUAUGACAGUAGAUUUGGAAGCUCUCUGAACCCAGAUUGGCAAACAAAAACAACAUUAACAUUUCAAAGCAAUUCUCAGGGCUCUGAAAUAACGGAGUUGUUUGACCAUGGUCAUUUUGAACCCUACUCCAGAGAAGAUACAACAUUUGCUUUAGGACAGACAAACAAGUUUAACAUUCGUGAGACCUCUCCAGAAUGGGCAUUUUCAUAUGAGAUCACCAAGGUCAUCAUUACUGGAGAUUUUCUAUGUAAUCCAUCGAAUUUGGGUUGGGCUGUGAUGUUUGGUGAUAGUGAGGUACCUGCUAAAGUAGUCCAGCCAGGUGUUCUCCUCUGCCACACGCCACUGCAUAGCAGUGGAAAUCUUAGAAUCUGCAUUACUUCGGGAAACAGAGAAGUUUGCAGUGAAUUCAAAGACUUUGAGUUCCACUCAAAACCCUCUUCUAGUUUCACAGACAUCGCACCAUCUUCUAGACAUCUGAAAUCCAGUGAAGAGUUACUAAUUCUUGCAAAAUUUGCUAGAAUGCUUUUGUCUGGAAAUGGAGACCUUGAAGUUCCAGAUGGUGAUCCCCAAUCUGGACAGUGUCCAAAACUUAAGAUGGGUGAAGGGCUCUGGGAUAGGUUGAUUGAAGAACUCAAAGUAGGGUGUGAAAGUCCAUUAAGCUCGAUUGAUUGGAUUUUGGAGGAACUGCUGAAAAGUAAAUUACAAAAGUGGUUAUCUGUGAAGCUCAGAGGAUUCAAUGGAACAGAUUCUAUAUCCAAGCAUGACCAGGGUAUUAUACACUUAAUCUCUGCCCUAGGCUAUGAGUGGGCAUUGUCUUCAGUUCUCAGUGUUGGUCUAAAUUUUCGUGAUUCAAAUGGAUGGACUGCUCUUCAUUGGGCUGCUUAUUUUGGAAGGUAAUCAAAGUUUAUAUCAUAGAGCUG